AUUCUCUCUUCUUAAAAUUGCAGCAACUUUUCUCUUCUUUAUACUCUAUAUAUCCAUAAAAAUAUUAAGUUAUUUUACUCCCAAUACACUACCAAACCUUUCCCAAAAGACUAGAAGAAGUUAGAGCCAACAAGAGUUCGUUUAGAGCCCGUUUAAGGUAAGAAAACUCUUCCGAAAAUUCUGCAAUUUUUUUUAGAGUUCUUCAAGUUAUUGAGACACUUUUUGCUAUUUUUUUUGGUUCUUCGGUAAAGCUCGAUAACACCUCUAAAGUCUCGGUUCCUUACUAGUCUUCAACAACUCCGUUUCACUUUCUCUCUCGAACUCGAGGUGAUGUAGCUGGAACAAGUGGAAGUGCAGGACAUGGCAUUUAAAUCCGUUUUGAUAAAUACGGUUAUGUGUUUAUUUUGUUUACUUGAAUAAAAAAAUGGAAGCUUUGAACAACCAACCUCAUGUGUCCGGAGAUUCCGAGGCAUCAAACAUUGGAAACUUUGUUGGUGGAAACCCAGGUGAACACCAAGUUCCUACUCCAAUGGACAAACUCACCACCGAAGAUAAGAAAAAACUCUCCUUGAAUGCCAAAGCACUAAAUGUGUUGUUUUGUGCCUUGGGUCAAGAUGAGUUUGCUAGGGUGAGCUCUUGCAAAUCUGCAAAGGAAGCAUGGAAGCUCCUAGAAGCCACCCAUGAAGGAGAUAAAGACACAAAAGCUACCAAGAUAGCUUUGGGAACAUCCGAGUAUGAAAACUUCAAGAUGAAGGCCGGAGAAUCCGUUCAAGAUAGGAACAAACGAUUCAACCUCAUUGUCAACAAUUUGAGUAAGCUAAAUAAAGUUUAUCGUACUAGUGAAAUUAACACCAAGAUUAUAUUCUCUCUUCCUAGAGAGUGGCAUAGUCUUGUUGUAAAUUUGUUGCCCAAAUGUGCGAAUGUUGAAACCUCCACCAUUUGGAGCAGCCUAUACUCUCACGAGCUUCUUUUGAAGAAAAUGAAGGAAGAAGAACAGGUUCCUAUCAUCAAGAAGACCAUGGCACUCAAAAUUGAUGACCAUCCAGAAAGCGAAGGAGAAAGUGAUGAGGAGCUUGCCAUGUUCAAGAGAUACAAGAAGUUCAUGAAAUGGAACAAGGGCGAAUCCUCAAAAAGAUUUCAACCAAAGAAAGGUAAAUUGAAUCAAAUAACUUGCUAUGAAUGUGGAAAUGUAGGCCACAUCAAACCGGAGUGUCCAAAGCUCAAAAAGAAGGAAGAGCUUAAAAAAGGGAAGAAGAAGGCAUUAAAAGUCACUUGGGAUGAUUUAAACUCCGACGAAAGUGAUAGUGACCAAAGCCAAGAAGAGAACGCAAAUGCUUGCUUCAUGGCCUCCAAUGAUGAAGAAGAGGAUUUAAUCACUGAUGAGGAGAAACGAUGUGAGUUCUUCAUCGACGGACUAGAUGAGGAAUUCCAAAGGAGUCUCAACGGGACCGUACAUCAGAACUUCAAUGAGCUCAUCAAAGCAACCAUGCGUAUUGAUGCGAUCGGAAAGAAAACCUUUGAUCAAGGGGAAGCAUCAUCAAAGAAGAACAACUCCAACACAAAGAAUGUUGGUUGGGGAAAAUAUGGUCAAGCCCCCAAACAACAACAAUAGUACAACAAUAAGCAAAAGAAGACGGAAACUGUGGUUGAAAGGCCUGAAUGCCCUACCUGUAAUCGUCGCCACAAUGGGGAAUGUUGGUUUCUAACUGGAGCAUGUAUGCGUUGUGGGCAGAAAGGUCACAUCUCAAAGAACUGUCCUAAACGUACUGACAAGGCGGAAGCACCGAUUCAAAAUAAUAACAACAAUCGCCC
Messenger RNA from Cuscuta campestris, 1812 nucleotides. The record is from the annotation of a GenBank genome assembly. Lineage: Eukaryota; Viridiplantae; Streptophyta; Magnoliopsida; Solanales; Convolvulaceae.